Molecule: messenger RNA, 925 nt
Organism: Rhagoletis zephyria (snowberry fruit fly)
Lineage: Eukaryota; Metazoa; Arthropoda; Insecta; Diptera; Tephritidae
Product: GATA zinc finger domain-containing protein 10-like
Source: RefSeq, a predicted model, not a curated record
AUGACAGCAGUGACAAGUGGCGCCAAUGCGCUUGGCAUUACAACAACCACCACAGCAACAGCCACACCAAUAGCCAACACUGUCGGUGCUGGCAUUAAGCCACUGCAACAGCAAUUACAACAACAAUUGCUGCAACAGCUGCAACAAAGGCAUAUGCAACAACAACAACAUCAACAACACUUACAGAGCGCAGUCAGCGCUGGCGCUGGCAGUGUCGUCUCAGUUGGUGGCACCAAUAAUUCUGCCGCUGGCGGCCAUUCGCAUUUGCAUGCCACCCACUCACAUCCGCAUCAACAUACACACGCCCAUACACAUGGGCAUGCACAUCAGCAUGUACACCAUCAAGCAGCUACUGUUGCACUAUUGCAGCAACAGCAAAAACAACUGCAACAUCAACACUCGCAUCCGCCAUUGGCGCCACAUUCACAUCCACCGCUACAGCAUCAUGUUUCACUUGGCGGUGCUGGUAGUCAUCGCUAUCAGACGAUGAUGGCCGCUGUAGCACAACAACAACAACAACAGCAGCAGCACCAGCUGCAGCACCAGCAACAACAACAAACAAUGCAGCAACAACAGCAGCAGCAGCAGCAAGCAAUGCAACACCAGCAGCAGCACCAUCAUCAUCGCCAACACUCUACACCGCAACAUCAUCGCUCUGCAUCACAACACUCUGCCGCCACUUUAAGGCGUCGCACACUCUCUCACGUUUCACGUUCUUAUUCAGCAUCAGCAGCCGCAGCGGCCGCCGCAGCAGCAGCUGCUUCCUCCAAUGCAAAUGCAAAGAACAAUGGUGGCGUGGGCGGUAGUGGUGGUGGUGGUGGCAGCAGCAGCAUACAUGUAAGCACCAGCGUAGAGCGAUCGCGUUGUCGAUCACCGAUGAUGUUAUGCCACAGUCACAGCGAUGGCGAGUUUCCCAUGUAUAAAG